Penicillium atrosanguineum is the source of this 3804-nucleotide messenger RNA. RefSeq names its product M protein repeat protein. Lineage: Eukaryota; Fungi; Ascomycota; Eurotiomycetes; Eurotiales; Aspergillaceae. Bases 1 to 3804 code for a protein of 1267 amino acids. Gene Ontology annotation, biological process: Golgi vesicle transport. The transcript has 3 exons. Gene Ontology annotation, cellular component: Golgi apparatus. The record is from RefSeq and is a predicted model, not a curated record. Gene Ontology annotation, molecular function: small GTPase binding.
AUGUCGUCUACCGAAGAACCCGUGAAUGUUGCUGUUGAUGAGGAUGUCGAAAUCGCACCCCCGGCUACUCCAGUGGACUCGUCAAUGCUUUCGGGCGGCGAAGAUGCCAGCAAGUCUAGCCCCGAGGCAUCCAAGGAAAACGCCCCAGCAUCUCCGGUUAAAACUUCCCCUAGCACGACCUCCGCAUCCAAGCGUCCAGUGUCAAGCUCCACGGCCGCGAAACGGCCCACUUCCUCUUCGACGGCCACGUCAAGGACCGCGACCUCGACCACGCGGGCCCCGACUUCCUCUACGAGCUCACUGAGCAAGCCCCCGACUCGGCCGACUACAACCUCCGCCACUCGGAAGCCUUUGAGUUCGUCGACGGCUUCAUCUCAUCGAUCCCGACCUUCCGUCAGCAGCUCUGCGGACGAGAAGCCUCGGUCAAUUGCGAGCUCUGGUGAUGAGAAGCGUGGUAUUUCGAGCACUGCCAAGCGCAUGUCUAUGGCCGGCACAGCUUCCUCUCGGGCCCCAUUGAAAACUUCCUCAACUCUGGACCGCAGAUCGAGUGUCGCUGGCUCAAGUCUGGAGAAGAAGCCUGCUACUAGCACCACCGCUUCUCGUACCGCUACUUCUACCAGCAAGCCCGUGGGUCGACUCACUGCUGCAACUGCACCUGCCAGCCGAACAGCCACAUCUACUACUGCGACGCGGCCUCUGACUCGCCCCUCAACUGCAUCUACUACUGCUCGGCCAACUACGUCUUCUUCGUCGACAGACCCUGCUAGGAAGCGAUUGAGCACUCUGUCCAGCGCGACCAGAAGUGCCGGUGAUUCGGAGAAGUUGCAGACUCUCCAGUCCAAGCUUACGGAGAGUGAGGAGACCGUUGCCAGCCUCAAGGUCGAGCUUGAGUCCGUGAACGAGAAGCUGAGCCAGCUGUCUGUCUCUGGAGAGGAUGUCGCCAAGGAUGGCGAGGCCGCCGAGUCUGUCCGUGCAGAGCACGCGGCAGAGCUUGAGAAACUGGCUUCUGCCCAUGCGGAGGAACUUCAGUCCCUACAGGCGCGUCUUGAGGAGGCCGAAUUCCAGCGUAAAGAGCUUGAAGAAAAGUCUCAGAAGGAGUUGGAGGAGGCCAAGCAGUCUGCCUCUGCUUCUGGCGACAACGUGACCGCUGUCGCUCUUGAGGACCUCAAGGAGACCCACAAGGCUCAGUUGGAUGCCAUAGAGAAGGAGCUCGCGGAUCACAAGGCUGCCGCUACUGCAUUUACAGAGCAGAUCAACACUCUGAAGUCGGAACUCGAGUCGCAAAAGGCUAGUCAUGAGGAGAACAAGGCUUUAGCUGUCGAUAGCCUUACGCGCGAGCUAAACGGCCGUGAUCGAGUCAUCGAUAACUUGAAUAACGAAGCCAAGAAGCUCGUCACCGCUAAGGAUCAAGAGAUCAAUGCCGCCAAAGAGGCUUCCAACACCUCUAUCUCCGAAUUGCAGGAGCAGAUUACUUCGCUGGAAGCCAAGCUUGCCGAGGCCGCGUCUGCUACCCAGCAGUCCGAGGAUAUCACAAGUUUGCUCGCUGAGAAGGAAACUGAGAUUAGUGACCUCAAGCAGGCCCUUGGGAAGCUCCAGGGUGAUCUCCAAGAGGCCCAGGAUGGCGCUACCAGUGACCUUAGCUCCAAGUUGAAAGAGCUGGAGACUUCCCACGAAGCCGCGGUUGCGAACCUCAAGGCAGAGCAUGACAGCACGUUGGGCUCUCUCUCUACAUCCCACGCCGAGGAACUUGCUCUCGCGAAGGCUGCUGCCGAGUCUACUGGCACCGAGCAUUCCCAGCAGCUUCAGGAGCUUCGCAACUCAUUGGAGGCUGCCAAGUCUGCCGCCCAGUGUGACCACGAGAGUAUUAUUGCAGACUUGACCGCUGCGCAUGAGGCAGAGCUCAAGACUCUCCAGACGAAGUUCGAGGAAGCUGAGAAGGCUCAUGUUGACUACCGCACCGCUCUUGAGGAGGGCAAGGCGUCUGCUCAGGAGGAUGCGAUUAGAGAAAUUGAUGCUCUUCGCCACAAGGUUGAAUUGCUGGAGACACAGCUGGCCACUGGAUCUGGCGAAAUCAAGGCUCUACAGCAGGAAGUUCAGGCCAAGCAGUCCGAGGCUGAGCAGCUGCACACCAGCUUGGAGAAUGUUGAGAGUCAUUUCCAGAAGAAGGACGCCCAGUACGACAGCAAGUUGAAGGAGCAGGAUAGCAAGAUGAAGGCUUUGGAAGACAAGGCUGCCGAGGCUAUUCGACUUCUGGAUGAGCAGACCGCUCAGGCCAACUCUGUUGCUGAGAAGCACGCCGAGGAACUAGAGGCCUUGAAGGUCAGGCACACUGCUGAACUUGAGCGCGCCAAGCAGGAGGCUUCUGGCUCUCAGGAUGGUGCUUUGGAUGAGCUUCGGCAGAAGCACGACGAUCUUGUUUCAAAGAACAGGGAACUCGAGUCUGCCCACGCCACUCAUGCCCCUCGUGUUGAGGCGCUUGAGACUGAGCUGAAGUCGACUAUGGAGCGCCAUGCUGAGGAAAUUGCCGCUCACACCGAAUCUCGUGAGAAGCAGACCUCUGAGUUCCAGAAGCAGUUCGCUGAGACCCAGGCCCAACUGCAAGCCGAGCUUGAGACUCUUCGGGCUUCAAGCAAGGUUGACCAAGAAUCUCACACCAGGCAGGUUUCCGAGCUCCAGCAGAGCUUCGAGGAGACCAAGACCAAGCUACAGACUGAGCUUCAGGCUGUCCAGAUCUCCAAAGCGGCUGACGCUGAUGCCGAGCAUGGCAAGGCUAUCGAGGAGCUCCUGACUCUCCAGGAAACCAAGGUGGCUGGUGUGAAGGAGCAGCUUGAGGCAUCACAUAAUGCUAAGAUUGAUGAGAUUCAGAAAGCUCACAAUGCUGCUCUGGCUAGCGUCAGCGAACAGCUUGCUCAGGCUACGGCUGUUGCUCAAGACACAUCUGUUCUCGAUGGCUUGAAGGCGACUAUUGCAGAGCUCGAGCAGAAACUGAUCGCUUCGGAGAAGACCCACGCUACGGCUCAAGAAACCGCUGUGUCUGCUUCGCGGGAGCUCCAGGAGAGGCACGCUGCCGAGAUUUCCAGGAUCCAGGUUGCCCACGCCGAGCUCGGCAAGAAGCAUGACGCAGCUAUCACUCAGGUCGAAGACCUGCAGAAAUCUGACGCCGCUUCGAGCAGUAACAAAUUGGAGUUGGACUCUGCUCUGAAGCAGCUUUCUCAGUACCGUGAGGAGUAUGCGACCCUGAAGACGAAGCACACCAACUCCAGCGAAGAGCUGGAAGAGUACCGAGCCACCGCCAAGAUCAUGGAAGAGAAGCUUGCCGCUGGCGAGCGUAACCUUGGCGAGCAGAUCGACAAGAACAUGCAGCUCCUCAACCAACUUGGCGAUGUCGAUGCUGCAAUUUCCGGCAGCCGCCGCCGCGUGCGUGAGCUUGAGGCCGAACUUGCCGCAUUGAAGACGUCCAAUAACAAGACCUCCUCGUCUGGCCUUGAUGCCAGCAAAUGGGCCUCCGCAGAGGAGGGCGAAGAGAAAGCUGAGGGAGGUCCAGCCACAGAAGGUGAGGACCUUGACCUUGGUUCAUCCAUCGAGGGAACGAUGGCAAGCAUUCAGGAACAGAUUAAGCACAUCCGCUCCUCCAACGACGAGUGGUACGGCGAGCACCAAAAACUCAUCGGCGAAUUGGCCCAACUUUCCCGCCGCGCUACCCCUGACACCCGAAGCCUCACAUCUACUCCUCGCCCUGAGCUCGCAUCCGCCCCCGAAUCGGACAGCAGUCGCGGUCAGCAAGAGGUUCCCUCUGCACGGUAG